Molecule: messenger RNA, 3012 nt
Organism: Nerophis lumbriciformis (worm pipefish)
Lineage: Eukaryota; Metazoa; Chordata; Actinopteri; Syngnathiformes; Syngnathidae
Product: adenosine receptor A1-like
Biological process (GO): G protein-coupled adenosine receptor signaling pathway; regulation of transcription by RNA polymerase II
Cellular component (GO): dendrite; plasma membrane; synapse
Molecular function (GO): G protein-coupled adenosine receptor activity; DNA-binding transcription factor activity, RNA polymerase II-specific; RNA polymerase II cis-regulatory region sequence-specific DNA binding
Source: RefSeq, a predicted model, not a curated record
CGACUCGAUCCGAGCGGGACUUUUUCUCUGGGAAGCUUUUCUUUUUGAUUUAUUGACGCGCGUCCGAGCGCGCGGCCCCUAUCAUGAAGUUUCCGUCGCCGGAAACCCUCUAUAUAUGCAUGGAGCUGCUCGUCGCCGUGUCGUCGGUGGUCGGUAACGUGAUGGUGGUGUGGGCCGUGCGCAUCAACCGCUCGCUGCGGGACACCACCUUCUGCUUCAUUGUCUCCCUGGCCUUGGCUGACAUUGCGGUGGGCGCGCUGGUCAUCCCCCUCGCCAUCACCAUCAGCGUCGGACCCCUGACGCACUUCUACAGCUGCCUGCUGGUCGCCUGUACCAUGCUGGUCCUCACGCAAAGUUCCAUCCUCGCCCUGCUGGCCAUCGCCAUCGACCGCUACUUGAGGGUGAGGAUCCCCAUGAGCUACAAACGAGUGGUGACCCGUCGGCGAGCCGGCACGGCCGUGUUGCUGUGCUGGCUGGUAUCCAUCCUGGUGGGCCUCACGCCGAUGUUCGGCUGGAACAACCUGCGGCAUGUCCGUAACAAUGGUUCCCUGAUGGUGAUCUGCCAGUUCGAGACGGUCAUCAGCAUGGACUUCAUGGUCUACUUCAACUUCUUCGGUUGGGUGCUGCCCCCCCUGCUCCUCAUGCUCCUCAUCUAUGUGGAGAUCUUCCACAUGAUUCACAAGCACCUCAACAAGAAGGUGACAGUGAGCCAUGUGGACCCCAGCCAUUACUUUGGCAAGGAGCUCAAGCUCGCCAAGUCCUUGGCCCUCGUUCUUCUACUCUUCGCGGUCAGCUGGCUUCCCCUUCACAUCCUCAACUGCAUCACUUUAUUUUGUCCGGCGUGUAACAAGCCAUCGUUCCUCAUUUACGUGGCCAUCCUCCUGUCCCACAGCAACUCCGCCGUCAACCCCGUCGUGUACGCUUUCGGCAUUAGGAAGUUUCGCACAUCCUUCGGGAAAAUUUGGAAACAGUACGUUCUGUGUCGGGAUUCGGACGGUCAGCUUCCUCAAAGUGUGAGUCAGAAGAGACACAGGCGCGACGAUCUCGAAAACGACAAUGAUGAUGAUGUGUGAUCUUUGGCAACUAACAUCUACCCUACUCUGUGACCUCAAAGCCUGAGGAAAUACAGACGGACCUCAGAAAGCUUCUACUGUAGAUCGAACUCUCCGUUCCUUGUUUCCUGGCGCCAACUGGCCACGGGGAGUGGAGCACAUGAGUGUUUUGGCUUGGUUUUGAACAAUUUCCCUUGUGGAUCAUUAAAGUUUGUUUAAUUCUAAGUCUAAGGAUGCCCUUCCUACGCAACCUAGAUCGGAAUCGAACACAUGAAAGGCAGAGGCGCCUCCACCAGAGACUCCGUCCACAACUUUCGAAACUAUGAGUACGAGAUAAUUAGACACUGACUCAGAUGGGAAUGUUUUUGUUGAUGUCUCUACCAGCUACCAGUUGUUGCUGUCAUUCGGGACAAUAGGCUUACCGGGAAUUGGAAUAACUAAACACAGAUCUUGUGAUUCACAUGAAGUAUGACAGUGACCACUCUUUGUAGUUUUCUCAGCAAAACUGAAAUGUGCCACAUUUAGGGCAAUGUGGUAUUGGUUUGACAGUUUGGUAAACUUGUGACGGGCAAAAGGCCAAACAAAUGCUUUGAGAGGGAGAAGAUGGAAUGUUGGCUGCAUGGAUGCAAAAAAUGUGAUCCCUCGGCAUUAGGAAAACACCACAGAAGGUGUGACUGAGGUCAGAUUGAUAAAGCUACCAACCACUAGUUGUGUGUCCAUUGCAGUUUUUUUGCAAAAUAAAAGCAACAUUUAAAAAAAUUCGACAAAGUACAUUUUCGACUCAUAAGUGCUUCCAUUAAAGGCUGUUUUGAGGCAGUUCUCAAAACAGAAGAUGGACGAUUUGCGAUUCCAUCCUUUUGGAGCUGGGAUUGGAAUUGCAGCCACUGCUGUUGCCAUGAUUGUCAAUUGCUGGGAUGUUACUGACGUCACGUCACAAACCGUACUAGCCGCCAUUUAGCCUUUCUCGAAGAAAAAAUGCCCUAAGCUUGCGUUGUUUCGGCUGUAGGAACCGUUCAAAUCGCAAAAAGGAUAAAAGUUUCUUCAGUGUUCCUCGAGAGGUCAUCAAAAAGGGCGGAAGAGUGCAAGAUUUUACGAAACAACGACCAGAAAAGCUGCUCACACUCCAGUCCAAGAUAGCAGAGUCGAAGAAUGCACGAGUUUGCAGUAAUCACUUUGUUAAAGGUUUGUUUGAUAUACUUUUAACGUUCAAUAUUUCCCAUUAAUGUAUUAUCUUGAUAUUCUUUGUAUUUCUUAAACACAUGUUUGCUAUGAGCACCACCUCGGCGAGUCUAAAUAAAAGAAAGCAAAUGUCAACAAAACCUAAAAGAUUUAGGUUUUUACCAAAGACAACAAUCAUAAAUGAAUCUUUCAGCACAUACACAAUGUUGACAUCUAUAGUUAUAUUGUGAUGAACAAUCAUAAAUUAAUCUUUCAGCACAUACACAAUGUUGACAUCUGUAGUUAUAUUUUGAUGAACAAUCAUAAAUUAUUCAUUCAGCACAUACACAAUGGUGACAUCUAUAGUUAUAUUUUAAUAAACGACCAUAAAUUAAUCUUUCAGCACAUACAACAUUUUAACAUCUAAAGUUAUAUUUUGAUAAACAAUCAUAAAUGAAUCUUUCAGCACAUCCACAAUGUUGACAUCUAUAGUUAUAUUUUGAUAAAGACGGGGGAAACAUGCUACUCGUAAAUGGUGUGUGUAACAACAACAACAAACAUGGCUGUGACACAAAGUUCAAUCAUAAAAUACAACUUUAUCCGAGCAAAAACUAGGCAUGUUUAUCCAGGAGAGUCUUGAUGCCAUUGUCCUUGACUGAGACACACACAAAGAAGAUGUAGACCUCCAUCUUUUCCAAGUUUUCAUCUGUUUUGUCGUGUAGAAUGAUGUGUGGUGGAAUUUCUGACCUUUGAACCAUAUUUUGUGUCUGUCGAAGUCCGAAAAGAGAGAGAGGUCGAAAAC